Cuscuta epithymum is the source of this 2411-nucleotide messenger RNA. NCBI's taxonomy places the organism in Eukaryota, Viridiplantae, Streptophyta, Magnoliopsida, Solanales, Convolvulaceae. The record is from the annotation of a GenBank genome assembly.
CCUGAAGAACCCUACAAAUAGGAAAACGCGGAAACCCUAAUCUUGCUUGGGAGCUGCUGGAUUCUUCAACCAAAAAUACAGAGAAAGCUGUGCCUGUAGUUUAGUAGAGCAAUGGCGGAACACUUAGCGUCGAUAUUCGGAACGGAGAAGGAUAGAGUGAACUGCCCGUUUUACUUCAAGAUAGGCGCUUGCCGCCAUGGAGACCGUUGCUCCCGCCUUCACACGAAACCUAGCAUCAGCCCCACCAUUCUCCUUUCAAACAUGUAUCAACGCCCCGACAUGAUCACCCCCGGCGUUGACCCACAAGGACAACCUCUCGAUCCCCGCAAGAUCCAGACCCACUUCGAGGACUUCUAUGAAGAUUUGUUUGAGGAGCUCAGCAAGUACGGAGAGAUUGAGAAUCUUAAUAUAUGUGAUAAUUUAGCUGACCACAUGGUCGGUAAUGUGUAUGUUCAAUUCAGAGAGGAAGAUCAUGCUGCAAAAGCACUUCAGAAUCUGUCAGGAAGGUUUUAUGCUGGACGUCCAAUUAUUGUUGACUUCUCUCCGGUGACUGACUUCCGUGAGGCUACAUGUAGACAAUAUGAGGAAAAUGUGUGCAACCGAGGGGGUUACUGCAACUUCAUGCAUCUUAAAAAGAUAAACCGAGAUCUGAGACGCCAGUUAUUUGGAAAGAGCCGAAGAAGACGCAGCCAUAGUAGAAGCCGUAGCCCUCAUGGCCGUCGUGGUCAUGAAGAACAACCACAUGGUGGUCAUGGAUAUCACAGGAGGGGUGAUCAUCGUCACCAAGAGAGGGGACGUAGACCUAGAAGCAGAAGUCCUGGAAGAAGAGGUGGACAAAGUAGAAGUCCUGCAGGUAGGAGAAACAGAAGUCCGGUUAGGGAAGGCAGUGCUGAGAGAAGGGCAAAGAUCGAACAGUGGAAUAGGGAAAGGGAUCAUAAUGAUUCUGGAAAGAGUGAGCACACUGGUGCAACUAGAGAAGGUAGUGCAGAGAGAAGAGCAAGGAUUGAGAAAUGGAACAGGGAAAAAGAACAGAGAGAUUCUGCCGUAAACAGUGAAUUUGGUGCAAAUGAAACUAAUGGCAGAAAUGGAUCUGAAGAUUACGAAGGAAAAACUUAUGAUGAUUACCAGCAGCAGCAGCUAUGAGCUUGAGAAUGGCUAUUUCAAUUAGUGGUGGAGUACAGGUCCACUGAUUUGUGAUAUUGAAUAAAGCAAACCCCUUUAUACUUCAACUCAUAGUAAAGAGCAUUUACGUAAUUUGAUUGGAAGGGGGUCGGGGUUCAAAGAAACUUAAGAAGCUUAGGUCAUCAGUUUCCUCCCAUUAACCUAAGUCCGUAAAUGUUUUAUUUUGGUGCAUGCCUUGUCAUACAUAAUUCAUUGGGAUGUGAAAUUAGGUCAUCAGUUUCCUCCCAUUAACCCAAGUCCGCAAAUGUUUUAUUUUGGUGCAUGCCUCAUCAUACAUAAUUAAUUGGGAAGUGAAAAAAAUCAGAUAUUGUUUUUAUAUUAUCAUACGGGUAGAGGAAACAGAUAAUUUUAUCCCUUCAGGAGUCAAAACCCUACUCCAGCCUAAGGGUGGUUCAGGGAUUAGAUUUUGGAGGGCAGAGGGAGAAACGCCUAAACAUAUGGUUGGUAGUGUUCAAUUAAGAAAUUCGAAGUGUGGUGUUAAAUAAACAACCAUUACAUUUGAGUCACACAUGUCCUUACCUAUCUUUUAUUUUGAUAAAUCAUCUCGUGAAAACAUAAAUGGUUUUCUUAAAAAGUACAGACUCCUUUUUCCCCUGUUUUGUUUCUUCUUUUGUGCAUAUUUGUUCAAUAAUUGUUCUAUCAAAUAUUUAAUUACUCUUGUCAGAAAGCAGUGGUCUCUUAUGCAUUUUCCUAGUUUUGCAGGUUCAAGGGUCCUGCUGACCAGUGGUCGUGCACCAUCUUUAGCUGCUCACUAUUAUUUUCUAUACAGGUUUGAAGUCUUUUCUGCAGAACAAGUUCAGGACGCAAUUGGUGAUGUUGGUGGGUGGUGACAAGUGAAGGGGCAUGUUUAUGUUUAAUGAAAUGCAGGUCUUUACUUUUGUUGAGCCAUCACUAGCAGCUACUGUACGGAUAUGUUUGACCCCCACUAGAUGAGAUGCUAGAAGCCCUUUUGUGGAGUAAACUUUAAAAAUUACAGAGAUUGUUUUAAUUAUGUUUUGUCUGAACCGACCACAAGUUCCUAUUAGUUUGUCUGGUUGAGUACAAUAGUUUUCAAAUGAUUUCAGUUCUUCAAGUGACUCAUUAUUCAGAUGACUUGCACCAUUUUACUCAGUUUUGUGCUGAAACAUGCAAACCUGAUGACGAAAUGUUUUUAAAAUUACCAUUGUGCAUUCAGAUCCUUUGUAUUUUGUGGUUGCUCAUUAUAUUGAAGAUGAUACAGCUUAUGCUAG